AUGCUACGAUCCCUCAACGCAAGAAACGGAUCCCAAUCGGGCCGCUUAAUCGGGCUGGGCCGGCGUUUGAUGUCAACGACCGUGAUGAGCUUCGGGGACGGGUCCCAUGGUGCACUUGGCCUGUCCUCUUCUCCGAUGGGUUUGGGCUUCGACGCCUACGAACCCACUCCUAUCACGACCCUGCCGCCGGACGUUUGCGGCGUCACCGCCGGCCACUACCACUCCCUUGCCGUCACUUCACAGGGCCAGGUCUGGGCCUGGGGCCGUAACAGCGAAUUGCAGCUUGGUCGUGGUCCGCUUUCUCCUAGAGAACAGUGGAAUGAACCACAGAAAGUAGAAGGAUUGGAUCAAGUGAAGGUUGCAGAUACAUUUGCAUCUGGUGUUGUAUCUGCUGCAACCGGAUAUGACGGUACUUUGUGGGUGUGGGGAAAGUCCAAACGUGGGCAACUCGGUCUGGGAAAAGACAUCACUGAGGCUGUUUCACCUUCUAGAGUCGAAGCACUUCUUGGACAUGAGAUAGUUAAGGUGGUUUCACUGGGUUGGGGACAUGCUCUUGCUCUGACUGAAGAUGGGAAACUGUUCGGCUGGGGAUAUUAUUCGGAUGGCAGAUUAGGGAAGAUUGGCAAACCUUUCGAGGCAUCCCCACUAGAUUCUAUUGCUGGUAAAGUGAAGUCAUCAUCAUGCGAAAACUCGAACGUGAUGAUUGAGGCAGCUGAGCAAUUGGUUCUAGAAGCAGUAGAGAAGGAAAAGGACAUGCCGAUUAUCUGGGAGCCUACUCAAAUUGAAGAACUGCAUGAUGUUGAUGUGAUGGAUGUGGCUUGUGGGCUUGAUCAUUCCUUAGUAUUGUGCAGCGAUGGUACUCUUCUGAGUAGCGGGAGCAAUGUGUACGGCCAGUUGGGUAGAGCUAAAAACGAUUUAGGAUUUCAUGCAGUCGACAUGAAAUUUUCAGACCUCCGACCUAUCCGCAUAGCAUCAGGACUCGGACAUUCAUUAGCAAUUUGCACGAAUAUGUUGUCAGAAGAUGGAACAAACAAUGUCGUCACAUGGGGAUGGAAUCAAAAUUGUCAGCUCGGGAGAGAAGGUUCUGAAAAUGUUCCAUUGGUUGUUGCUGGUUUCGAUGGUGUGGGCCUCACAUCCGUCUCUGGUGGGCGCGUGCAUUCAUUAGCUGUCACAAAUAAGUGUGAGGUUUGGUCCUGGGGUUGUGGUAGGAAUGGGCGGCUCGGAUUGGGUAGCUCUACUGAUGAACCCGAACCUAUGCUAAUCGAACAUUUGGAGGGUCGUCAAGUUUUCCAAGCUGUUGCGGGUUUCGAUCACAAUCUUGUCCUAGUGAAUGAUGCUAGUUAA
Molecule: messenger RNA, 1344 nt
Organism: Striga hermonthica
Lineage: Eukaryota; Viridiplantae; Streptophyta; Magnoliopsida; Lamiales; Orobanchaceae
Source: the annotation of a GenBank genome assembly